Naegleria fowleri is the source of this 837-nucleotide messenger RNA. RefSeq lists its product as uncharacterized. The transcript has a single exon. Bases 1 to 837 code for a protein of 278 amino acids. The record is from RefSeq and is a predicted model, not a curated record. NCBI's taxonomy places the organism in Eukaryota, Heterolobosea, Eutetramitea, Acrasida, Naegleriidae.
AUGCCCUCCAAAACCAGCGGAGGAGCAGGAAGGGCAAAACCAUCAGGUGGUUCUGUCUCGAGAAGCUCUUCAUCUACCUCCUCCUCCAGAAGAGGUUCUCCUAGUGCAAGAAUUGCUUCAAGAAGAAGGACUGGAGGAGCUCCUGGUAAACCAUCCUCCUCCUCAAACAAAGGUUCCAUCAGUUUAGGAAGAAAAGGAAGAUCCUUAUCUCCUCAACAGAGAGCACAAGGAGCAUUGAAUCGAUUUGGAGCAGCCAAAAACAAGCUCAAUCAAUUGAACAACCUAAAGAAUCAAGCCUUACAAAAGAGACAACAAGCUUCUGACAUUUUAAAGAAAGCGAAAGAACAAGCCGGUGCAUGGACUGGAGGAGGUGAACCAAAUGGAGGAAGUGAACCACAAAAACCAGCUCAGGAACAAUCUCCUUCACAAGACUCAGCAGAGACUUCCAAUUCAGCCAACCCAAGUGCUGAGCCUCAACAAAGUGCAUCAUCAACAAUAACCACUCCAGAGCAAGCAAAAGGAGAGACCCAAAACCGACCUGUCGAACCAAAUAACGCUGGAACCUCAGAAGGAAAUACCCCACUGAGCUCUUCUGCACAAUCGUCAACAACAACGACCACAUCUUCUCAAGAGAAUGGAGGAUCAUCUUCCUCAAAUAACAGUGGAAAUACUCCAAUUUACAAUCAGGCAGCAACCUCUCAACCAUCACAACAAGGUUCUGAUCCUUAUAGCGUCGAUUUGGGAUCAUUUGAAUCUCAUCACUCAGCAGUGGUCAAGAAGGUUAGAAAAUUGAGAGGAGGAGGCAUCGAAUUGGUAAUCAAUGUCAAUGUCAAAUAA